AUGUCAGAUAUUGAUGAUUUUGACUACAGCACACAGAAUAACUCCAAUUCCUACCAGUAUUCGAAUGAACCUCCCGGCACGCCUACUCCCUCCCCCAAAGCUCCCACCACGCACAAUCCCCAGGAUCGAAUGGAACGCAAGCACCGAAGGUCAGUGAGUGAACAGAUCUUCAAUAUCCGAGACCGUUUUCUUAAGCGGAAUCCAACGGAGAAGAAUACAGACUACGGAAUGCAACAAGAAAUGGAAUCAAGUAGUGUGAAGGAGACGUAUAGUAUGAUAGGAGGAAAUUCCGGUGGGUGGGAUUAUAUAAAUCAAACUGGAAAUUCUCUAUAUUUCAACGACUUCUCUCCAUUCGAGAGACUGGAAGAUAACUCUACACAGCCUUACUCAACUAUUGGGAAAUCUGGAGGACAUUUCAAGCAGGCUCUAAAGAGAACUGUCAAGAAGGCUCUAACUUCCUCGCGAACUGUAAGUUAA
Molecule: messenger RNA, 477 nt
Organism: Rodentolepis nana
Lineage: Eukaryota; Metazoa; Platyhelminthes; Cestoda; Cyclophyllidea; Hymenolepididae
Source: the annotation of a GenBank genome assembly